CAUGGUCUUCCUAAUAAUCCUCAAAUUCUUUCAUCAAAACUUUCCUAUUUAAAGAUAAUUUAAAUUCACCACUCAAUUUUUGAAACCUAAAACUGAGCAUCACUAUUUCACUUGUGUCCUUUUCUUCCUCUCAAAAUCACUCUCUCCUGAUCUCCUCCAUAGAGGAAGGUCAUGAUCUUGAUCUUGUUUGCCCCCUUCAGGUCAUGAUCUUUUACCUCAUCAUUAUCCUUUGAGAAUUUCUGUCUAAACCUGGACAAGCACAAAGUAGCAUUUUUUGUUUUUGUUUUUACAAUUAACAAAAAAGAAAACAAAGAUAUGGCAAAGAGAUCAUUUAAGUGUUUUGUGGAACAAGAAUUUGGAAAGUUCCCAUAUUUCGUGAUUUAUGCUGCUCUUGAAUGGGUGUUGAUAAUUAUACUUUUCAUUGAUGGGUUUCUUGCAUUUGCUGCCAAUGAGUUUGCCAAGUUCUUUGAAUUGAGACUUCCUUGCUUGUUUUGUACAAGGCUUGAUCAUUAUCUUGUUCAUAGAAAUUCUGAUUUUUAUUACAAUGAAUCCAUUUGUGAGAAUCACAAGAAAGAUGCGUCAUCCCUUGCUUAUUGCCAUGUUCAUAGGAAGCUCUCUGAUGUAAGGGAGAUGUGUGAUGGGUGUCUCCUUUCGUUUGCUACAGGGAAAGUUUCUGACUGUGAUACCUAUAAAUCUCUUGUUGCGAUUUUGCAUAAGGAUGUUGAACUGCUUCUCGAUGAUGAAUAUGAAAUUCAGUUGACACUUCCUUCUUCCAAGAAGGAUGAGUUGAUAAGGGAGAAGAGCAAUUUCAAAUGCUGUUCUUGCUGCGGGGAGCCUUUGAAAGUUAGAUACCAUUCUAAACCCAAAAAUAUUGCGCUCAAUUCAAUGGCUCCUGCUCCUACUCCGCGAUCACCAUUCAUCACUUUGAGAGACGACGAGUCUCGCCAGUUUGAUUUGCCCCACAUUCAAUACACAGAACUCAAGCUUGUCUCAGAUAAUGGAUCAGAGGUUCCAGAUGAUACUUCGACUCUCAAUAGGCAAUUAAGGGAAGAAGUCAAAGCUACUACUGUUCCAUUGCUGAUUGAUUCUGAAGAUUUUAAUGAAGAUAGAGCUAUCAGAGGAAAUAAAUUCUUUGGAAUCCCACUGUCAGAUUCCAGUCCUAACUUUAGCACAAGGCUUCAACGAAAAUUGCCAUUUGAGAAAACAGAUGAUUCGAAAGAGUUAACAGAGGGGCAUGGAUCAAAUGAAGCAUAUGGCGACUCCAUUUUGCAGCAAUUUAAUAGACAUCUUCGCUUGGAUCACAAGUCACUGAUGGCUCUGUACAUGGAAUUGGAUGAAGAAAGAAGUGCUUCUGCCGUUGCAGCUAACAAUGCAAUGGCCAUGAUUACCAGGUUGCAGGCAGAGAAAGCAGCUGUUCAGAUGGAUGCCUUACAAUAUCAGAGGAUGACGGAGGAGGAGGCAGAGUAUGACCAGGAAGCUCUGCAAAGAACCAGGGAUUUACUCUCAAAGAGGGAGGAAGAAAUUAAAGAAUUAGAGGCCGAGCUUGAUGCUUAUAGAAUAAGACAUGGUUGCUUAGACAAGGAUUACCAAGAAUCAAAAUCUGAAUGUAGUAGAUCACUUGAUGGUUUUCUUGAAGUAUCGUCCUUCAAUGACCAUUCUGAAUCACUGAGGGAUGAUAAUGAAGGAACAACUGAUGAAAAUUUACAGCAAUCCUAAAGCCUGGGGCCUGUCAUAAGCCUAGAGAAGAAAGAUCACUUCUCUUUAUCCCUUCCUCAGAAUCUUAGCUGCCAGAGUUAUCCAUACAAAAAAGACAGGUAACAAUGUACAUACCAUUUUACUUGACAUCAUGACAGAUUAGUAAUUGUAAGAUGUGUUUUGCCAAAAAUAAGAUCUUUGUUCCGGAUCUUAAAAUUCUUAUUGACUUUUGUUUGAUAAACUAUCAAAGAUCUUCCCUCACCAGUUACAUGAAUCUUCCAAUGGCUAUGGUCAAUUGCGUGAUCAACUGAAAACUUGUUUAAUUUUCAUAUUUUCUAAUGCAGGAAAAGAAAUAGUAUUAAGGUUAGGUUGAUUUCUCCAGUGAACUUAUAUUAGUGAUUUCAGUGAUCAUUGGAAAUAUAGUGAAGUCUAGUGUGAACUUACACAAUCACCUGGAUGACAGAACACAGACACAAUGAUCUAAAGGUUAUACAUAUAAUUACCUCCACUAGGAUAUCCUUUCUCCAAGCUUCAAAACAUGAAGAGCAGCUUGACUGACUUUUUUGUGUUGCUUAAAGGGUGCCAGGAGAUCAUCUUGAAGAUGCCAUGGGAGGUAGAGAAGGCCACACAGAAAUCUUCAAAAGUGAGGAACAAACCGCAGAGUGGAAAUACAGACACCCCAGAAAAAGUUGGUGCUUUGAACGAAAAUGGUGUCUUUUACCAGAAUUUUGUAUCAUGUAUGUCUUGCCUUUCUUUUGUUCUGUUUAGAGAUGAAAUUUCCAUGAUGAGCUAGACUAUCAUUCAGCAUGUUAGCAGAUCAUUUUCUAAUAAAAUAAAUUGUAAAAAUUGAAAAAGAUCAGUUGUUUAUAACCAGAUCUGUUGAACGACAGAAACCAAAACUUUUUCGUUUUAUCUAA
Messenger RNA from Mangifera indica (mango), 2612 nucleotides. RefSeq names its product probable myosin-binding protein 5. Gene Ontology annotation, molecular function: myosin binding. The record is from RefSeq and is a predicted model, not a curated record. The transcript is spliced from 2 exons. Lineage: Eukaryota; Viridiplantae; Streptophyta; Magnoliopsida; Sapindales; Anacardiaceae. The coding region runs from base 316 to 1716 and encodes 466 amino acids.